Messenger RNA from Sorghum bicolor (sorghum), 1023 nucleotides. RefSeq lists its product as uncharacterized. Bases 114 to 707 code for a protein of 197 amino acids. The record is from RefSeq and is a predicted model, not a curated record. Lineage: Eukaryota; Viridiplantae; Streptophyta; Magnoliopsida; Poales; Poaceae. The transcript is spliced from 3 exons.
CAUUCCCCCCUACUUUCCCCUCCACUCCAGAGUCCAGACUCCAGUCCUCAAACCACAGCCACUGGAGCUUCAACAACCUACGAUUUCCACUUCCUCCCCCGCUCGCCGCUCCGAUGGCCGUCGCCGAAGUGGCGAUUGAGGUUCCCCCGCAGCAGCAGCCGGCGGCGGCGGCGGCGGCGACGCGGGAGCCGGCGGUGGUGCCGAGAGUGCUCCAGUACCUGUACCUCGCGAGUGCGUGGGUAGCCUGCGCGGGCGUGGCCGCCGCGACCGUCGCGCGCCGGGCCUUGGGCGACUCUUCCCCGGUGGUCUGGGCGCUCCUCAAGGUCUCGAUCGGAGCCCUCGUCUUCCCCGCGCUGCUCAUCCUCAUCUUCGCCGUGCGGGUCCUGCGCGCCAUGCUUGCGGCGGGGUUCAGACGGUCGCUCCGCACCCACGCCAGGGAGAUUCAGAUCCAAGCCAGGAAGAUGUUUGGAGCGUUAACGUGGAAGGCACUUCAGGACCCUAUCGUGCUUGCGUGGCUCGCAUCUUUCCUUUUCAUCCUCCUGCUUGGAGCAAGUGUUCUUGUGUUUGUGGGGCUUUUACCAAUGGAGGAAUCUCGCAGGGAAAGGAUUGGUUAUGUGCUCUCUGAUGUGGGGGUAUUGGGUGCCAUGUCAAUGUAUUGCUUUAUCAUUAUACCCAGUUUUGCGCUGAAGCUCUGGAGGGGCAUGUAGGGUGGCGAUGCCACACAAGGCACAGCACUGCGAUAUCUGAGGCAAAGAUAGAUGGAGAAGGCACAAAAGAUCAACUAGUAGUUACAGGCUUAUAGUAAAGACCCUGAAUUCUGCUGAUGUCUCUGGCGAAGCCAGCUAAUGUUUCAGAGAAAUAAUUAUCUCUUGCAGACUUACUGUUAUACCUCAAUACCUGGUGAUGUGUGUGUAAUGUGGUCACAGUGGGUAUGGCUACCCUAAGCCCUCUCAGAACAUAAGUACCCUCUUGGACAUCUGUGCCGUCAAAUGAAUAUAUACUAGUUGAUUCAUAGUUGUGACU